Messenger RNA from Aphanomyces invadans, 2232 nucleotides. RefSeq lists its product as hypothetical. The transcript has a single exon. The record is from RefSeq and is a predicted model, not a curated record. NCBI's taxonomy places the organism in Eukaryota, Oomycota, Saprolegniomycetes, Saprolegniales, Verrucalvaceae. Bases 69 to 1256 code for a protein of 395 amino acids.
UUCCCUCUGGGCAUCGCCCCUGAGCGUACCGAAUACUAGUUGUUGUUUGUACGAACCAGUUGACUUGCAUGUUAAGUGGUUGCAUCCUGUACAGUUGUACACCUCCAUUGCGCCGUCGCAUGCGCUGCCCGUCUUGCGUCGGCGCACUCGGAUCGCCAUCGACGGUGGGAAGGGCCAGCAGUCCCCUUGACGAGUGUGGCCUCGGCUACCAAGUGCUACUUGAUCACGAUGGGCGUAUUGCGCAAAAUCUUAAUGUUGAACGGGAGGCUCUUGACGUCGGCGAGGGUGUCGUCAAAGAGGUGGAUGUGGCCGGUGCUGUCUUGGCCAACGAUGUGCUUGACUUCUUUCGAUUCAAGCGCAAUCGAGUCGGUGGCGGUGGUGGUGUGCAAGUUUUGUUUUCUCUUCGCCAAGUCCUUUUCGGGCAAACCAAAGCACAGCAUGUGGUGCAUAAAGUACCACUGAAGCGUGCUGAGGCGACGCGCGUGGCACGUAACGAUCGCGUCGUCCUUCACAAAGUCGACGUCGUCGACCAAGUCGCACAGGACGCACGUCGAAUUGAAGAUCGCUUGCCGGGACAAGCUGUUGGCCUUGAGCGGCCGCCACACGAGGCCCGACAGGAGGAGGUGGUCCACCGUAAGGACCAUGAACACGUUCAGGACGAGCCCGACCAAGAUGGCCAGCACGACGCGGAUGUAAAAGCCCUCGAAAAAGUCGACGAAUUGGCCGUCCAGGACCUCAAAGCGAUGGUGAAUAUCCCAUCGGCUCUGAUUGUUGUACUCGAUGUAGUCGGGGAUGAAAAAGAGCAAAAUCGUCGUCAAGUACAUCAUCGUGACGCUGCUAAAGUUGAAAAACGGCAUCACGCGGCUCUGCCCCGAGUACGUUGCCGGCGCCACGAGGUUCAUGGCGACCUUGCACAGCUUGAGGAAUGCGAUGUUGAGCCACAACACCCGCGUGCUCAACGCAAACAACUGGAGCGUCAUCCCGAUGUGGUUGCUGUGGCGAUUGAAUACACUCACUUCUCUCGUAAAGACCACGGCAUGCUUCGUGUCCAGGAUGAUGCUGAGCGCGUACAGCACGACAAAGUGAUCGCUGUUGUAGCAAAAGAUAUCGAAGCGAAUCGCAUGGCUCAGGUGGGGAAAGUACCGCGGCGCAAAGAUCUGAACAAUCUUGGUCCACACCGUUUCGACUUUGUCCGGGGUCACCUCCGCCCACUGGACCGUCUUGCGGCUCGCGAGGUAGCCCCCGAUGACGAGUAAUAGCGCCAGGGCCUUGAGCACGACCGAGAUGGAGCUGUAAAUGUCGCGGCUAAACAUGAGCCCCACGUCGUGCGACGAAUGGAGCACGAAGUCGCUCGUCACGUUCAACAAGUUGGAGUGUGGGUCAAACUCCAUCGUGAAGUUGCAUUUCCCACGGCCAAGCUCAGCAAUCGGCGGACACCCCGUGCAGUAGCUCUUGGUGUACAACCGAUAAAAUUUGACCAGACUCGACUGCGGCGUCGACGUGUUGUGCACGCGAAACGCCGUCGUGAGCUUCACGUCCGCUUGGAUGCGAGCGGCGACAAACCCGAGGGCCUCCAGGUCCGACGACGUGGAGGCUGGAUCGGGCAAGUUCUUGGUCAAGUCUUCUGUGAUGAAAUGCGUCAGCGAGUUUCCCCGAAGGUACGUGAUCCCAUCCGUGGCCGUGCCGAGGUUGACGGGCUCGGCCACGUCGGCGACCGUGUAUGUGCCGGAGAAAGACGAACACAAGUUCAUCGCUGGUCCCGUGAUUUCGUACGUCCCGCCAGAGAUCACAUAAACACUCGGGUCGAUCUCGACGAGUUUCUGAAUAGCGUAGUCGGUCAUCCAGUGGCCGAUGUUGGACAGCUUCGAGAUGUUCAUGCCAUGGGCAAAAUUGUACGCCGCGGCGACGUCGUAGAUCGAUUUGGAGCGCGCCAGCGGCGUGCGGAACUGCAAGCCGUUGCCACAAAAGUCGUUGAUGGACCAGUUGUUGACAAUUGAGUCAAACCCAACGAGCACGCACACGACGCACCCAACGGCGGCCCCGACCGUCGGGCUCAAGCGGCGAUAUGCUUUGGACAAUGCCCGGGUCGUCUGGACAGGCACGAAGUCACCAAUGUUUAUCGAGGCGAGCUGAGCGUCCGAGAUCAGGUCGGCUCGUGGCUGGAACAUCGAUGAAGUCGAGUGAUUCGCAAGUGCGAACAGUUCCUCAGCCGAUGGCGCUAUGAGAGAGCAC